AUGCUUCUCCCUGCACCACUCAAAGAACCCAUCGUCGCCCUUAUUGGCGAUAAAUGCUACGUCUCAUUAGUUGAAGAUUUCGAUUUAACAGAUGUGCCUUGCAUCAAGUACGCCAUUUCCAAAGCCCUCGGUUUCGGUAUCGUUCUGGGCGGCUCCAUUGUCAAAAUUCCGCAGAUCUUGACCAUUGUCAGCGCUGGUUCCGCACGCGGUCUUUCGUUGACCUCCUAUAUUCUGGAAACCCUAAGCUGCUGCAUAACUUUCUCAUACAACUGGCGUCAAGGCAACCCGUUCAGCACCUAUGGCGAAACCUGUUUCCUGACAGCGCAAAACAUCAUUAUCACGCUCCUCAUUUUGUUUUAUGCACAACGGCUCUCUGAAACAACACUCACAUUGGUCGGCUAUGCGGCUGUAUUGUAUGGCCUGACUUGUGUUGUGCCAUCCUGGGUGAUGGCCAGCCUCUAUGCUGCCACGAUCCCUUUGAGCCUCGCGAGCAAGGUGCCGCAGAUAUAUACCAACUUUGCCAACAAGUCCACGGGCCAACUGUCUGUGUUUGCCGUCGUCAACUAUUUUGCUGGAACCACUGCUCGUGUGUUUACUACAAUGACCGAACUGGAUGAUCCGUUGAUGCUUACUGGGAGCGUCUUGGCUAGUGUACUCAAUGGCAUCCUGAUGAUACAAGUGUUUUUAUACUGGGGCAAGAAAUUGGAGGAGGAAAAACCAAGAAAGGUUGAAUAA
Molecule: messenger RNA, 735 nt
Organism: Zychaea mexicana
Lineage: Eukaryota; Fungi; Mucoromycota; Mucoromycetes; Mucorales; Lichtheimiaceae
Exons: 1
Coding region: 1-735 (244 amino acids)
Source: RefSeq, a predicted model, not a curated record